Bipolaris victoriae FI3 is the source of this 183-nucleotide messenger RNA. RefSeq lists its product as hypothetical. NCBI's taxonomy places the organism in Eukaryota, Fungi, Ascomycota, Dothideomycetes, Pleosporales, Pleosporaceae. The transcript has a single exon. The record is from RefSeq and is a predicted model, not a curated record. The annotation marks the transcript as partial.
AUAACGACUAUAGAGCGUAACAUUGCGAUUAGGAUGUUACGCGCUGGCGCAAGCUUCAAAGAAGUAGGUAAGGCUUUUUACCGUGACCCCUCCGCGAUUAGAAAAUUGCAGAAAAAGUUCAACCUUACCGGCAGUACUAAUGAUAAACCUCGCUCUGGGCGUCCAAGUAUACUAUCGCCUCAC